Messenger RNA from Symbiodinium sp. CCMP2592, 852 nucleotides. The record is from the annotation of a GenBank genome assembly. NCBI's taxonomy places the organism in Eukaryota, Dinophyceae, Suessiales, Symbiodiniaceae.
AUGGCUCAUGUGCCCUCGCCGUCAUCCGUGAGGUCUGUGGGCUGGGAGGAGGAGAAGGGUCGGCGUGAUGAAAUGGAGGACGGCUGGGUCUUCGUGGAUCAUUUCGAUGAAAGCCCCAGCAGCUGCUUCUGGGGCGUCUACGACGGCCACGGCGGGCGCAGUUGCAUGGAGUAUGUCAUGGAAAACUUGCAUGUGAAUCUACUGGCGGAGCUCGAGCAGGACGUGGCCAACGUGCCCGAUUGCAUGAUGCGGGCCUUCGAGGUCACGGACUCCGACAUGCAGACCGCAGGCCUGACGAGCUCCGGCUGCACAGCUUGCUGCUGCCUUCUGCGACAGGAGAAGGGUUUUGCGGACCGGGUGCUCUACACGGCCCACAUAGGUGAUGCCCGCGCUGUGCUUUGCCGGAAAGGCUUGGCCGUGCGCCUUACCGGAAGCAGCGACCACAAGGCGACGUAUUCCGAGGAGGCCCGACGUGUGGUCGAGGCUGGCGGAACCAUCUACAACGAGCGCGUGAAUGGAAUGCUGGCGAUUUCAAGGGCAUUCGGCGACUUCCAGCUGAAGGCUCCUGCUUUCCCCAAUGACAUCGUCUCCAAUGUCCCGGAAGUCUCCUCCACGCUGAUUUCGGAUGGAGACAUCUUCGUCAUCACAGCCUGCGACGGGCUUUGGGACGUCAUCGACGACCAGGAUGCUGCAAACCUGGUCAUCGAGGGCAUGCAACAAUUCACGACCUUGAUGAUCGGAGAGCCUGGCCACGAGAAGAGCCUGGGGCAAAUGGCGGCCCGCAUUCUUAUCGAAGAGGCUUUGGCCCGCGGGACCUCCGACAAUGUGACCUGCCUCGUGGUCUUUCCCUAG